AUGGCUUCCAGCCUGAAUCCAGUUACGAUGGGAAAGAUCAUCCUUUUCGAGGACAGAAACUUCCAGGGCCGCUCUGUUGAGUGCAGCAGCGACCGUCCAGAUUUGCAAAGUCAGCUCAGCCGCUGUAACUCCGUCCGCGUGGAAAGUGGCUGCUUCAUGCUCUAUGAACGUACCAGCUUCCAGGGACAGCAGUUCUUUCUGAAACGGGGGGACUAUCCUGACAUGCAGUCUGAGGGUUUUAGCACCUCCAUUAAGUCCUGCCGGAUGAUCCCACCUCACAGGGGCACCUACAGGAUAAAGAUUUAUGAGAAGGAGGAUCACAGAGGCAAGAUGGUAGAGUUAACCGAGGACUCGCCGCAUGUCAUGGACCAGCUACGCGUCCACGAGAUGCUCUCUUGUUCUGUGCUGGACGGGCAAUGGAUCCUUUACGAAUUGCCGAAUUACAGAGGCCGCCAAUACCUGCUGAGGCCAGGGGAGUACAGGAGAUUCAGCGAGUGGGGCUCUAUGAGUGGCAAAGUUGGCUCUUUGAGACGUGCCACUGAUCUUUACUGAAUCAAGAUGCCUUUUGCCUGGAAGGGUCUCAAUGAAUAAAAUGCUUUAACAACC
Dermochelys coriacea (leatherback sea turtle) is the source of this 606-nucleotide messenger RNA. RefSeq names its product gamma-crystallin B-like. Lineage: Eukaryota; Metazoa; Chordata; Testudines; Dermochelyidae. The record is from RefSeq and is a predicted model, not a curated record. Gene Ontology annotation, biological process: visual perception; lens development in camera-type eye. Gene Ontology annotation, molecular function: structural constituent of eye lens. The transcript has 3 exons. Bases 1 to 552 code for a protein of 183 amino acids.